Folsomia candida is the source of this 2466-nucleotide messenger RNA. Its product is annotated as trafficking protein particle complex subunit 12. NCBI's taxonomy places the organism in Eukaryota, Metazoa, Arthropoda, Collembola, Entomobryomorpha, Isotomidae. The record is from RefSeq and is a predicted model, not a curated record. The coding region runs from base 216 to 2429 and encodes 737 amino acids. The transcript has 9 exons. Gene Ontology annotation, cellular component: Golgi apparatus; TRAPP complex. Gene Ontology annotation, molecular function: protein binding.
AUUGAACCUGAAUGUUUUUAUUGUACUCCGUAUAUCUCAAAUUAUUUAAAAUAUAUCUUCUAAUUUGAGCUAAACUAAAUUGAAGGGAUCAAUAAACAAUACAGCAUACACAUUUUUUAAUGGAAAUGUGAUUAGAUAUUUUUCUGUCUCGUUUUGUCGCAAAUUCGGCAAUGUUCGUUAGUCAAGACGUGACCUCGGAAAUAUAGGGACGAAAAAUGGACAACAAUGCAUCCUCAAAUGAUGAUGAAGAGCCCAAAAUUUGCACCGUUUUUGCCUCAUCAGCAACUUCCGGUUCCACCAAAACCGUUUUCGACACGAUUGCAUUCUCAAUCCCAAAGAAAGAGACUUUGUCAACUUCUGCAUCAGCCACGAAUGUCUCGGAGGAAACGUCUCACCAGGAUGGGUCAGAAACGUCCACAUCCGGUCUUUUUAUGGCUGCACCACCAGCAGUACCACAGCAAGAAUCCACAACUGAACGGUCGCCUGACAUCUUUCCUGGUGCUGAGGACCCUACGACACGUCCUGUAAUUGUGCCCGCUUUUUCUUCAGACAAUGUUGAAACAAAACAAGUUUCACAGGCAGGACCUGAAGGAGCACAAGUUGUCGAUAUCUUUGAAGAAGCUGCAGCUAUUGAUCAAGCUCCUCAAGAACUUAAACAGAAAGAAAAUAUAGUGGACAGAAUGACUAGUCUUGUUAUCCAAGAGGGAAGCCCUCAAGUCCAAGUUGGUCAGGGUGAUGAGGUUGAUCCCGAGUCUCCUAUUCCUACGGCGAACAAACUAUUUGCCGACACACCUGAAGUUCCAUUUCCGAUUGGACAAUUUACCCAGUCUGAUUCUGAUCCGUCAACUUUUUUUAAUCAACUGUCAACACCACUCCCCCCACCACCAUCAUCGGUCCACCAACCACCAACUGCAUUUAAGAAUCAUCCAUUUUCCACCCCUGCGGUACCAACGCAAGAUGCAAUAUCAGACGCCAGCAUUCAAAAGCAAGAAGUAGAAGAACCCCAGCCUGCUCAGCAAACUCAACAAUCGAUAUUUUCAUCCCCACGAAAACAAGAACCACUUGUUCAGGGUUCUGUUGAGCCGUCCACAUAUAAUUCUACUAAUUACACCCCUAUUGACACCAUGCAUGAUGCCUGGAUUCCAAAGGAGGAGACUAAAAAAAUAUUAAUGGCCCUUGCUACUGCAGAACGGCCAGCGAGGUCCUAUCUUCCAGACAAGUCGCACAUGACUACCCCAGGAAUCAUUUAUGAAGACGAUUUGAUUGACAAAGUCGGGGUGAAUAUGGCUCGCAUUUUUGGUGAGGGGGAAGCAAGCAAAAGAAGAAUUUUAACGGCGGACAGCGUCACUCAGGAUGACAAUGGACUAAGAGAGCUUAUCAAGUUGGGGUGCUAUCGUUCUGCUAUAAAUCUAACUAAACGGUUGUUAACAUUGUAUGGUCAAGGACUAGGAAAAGUUGGCCAAUUUAGUAAACAUAAUCCACACACGCUUCAGUUGUGGUUCACAAGAAUUUCCUUGCUGAUCCGCAUACGAGAGUUUACAAUUGCAGAAUCUGAAAUUGACGCUUUUAAGGAUUUUGAUAACCCAGACUUGUACUAUGAAUAUUAUCCAGAUUUAUUUGGUAAAGAUAGGAAAGGAUCAAUGGUCCCGUUCAAUUUUCGAGUCUUAUCAGCUGAAAUUCUGCAGUAUUCAAAGAAACAUAAUGAAACGAUUGACAGAUUGACUCGAAUUUUGCACACCGUGCAAGAGGUGAAUCGCAAUUUAGAAAAUGGAUCCACUGAGGAUGGAAGUGCUAUGUACGACAAUGAGGACAACAAAGUUCAGUCCUUGGACUUGUGGCGCACGAGGGAAAUUCGUGUCUACUAUUCAUUAGCAAAUGCGUCCUUGUUUUCAAAAGAUUACUAUAAUGCCUUGAAGUAUUUAACCAUUUUAUGCGAAAAGGAUAAAGCCAAAGAAGCUCAACUAAAGUCAGCCAUUGGUCGUUUUUUCCUCCAACUCGGAGACUUGACAACUGCAAGCACGUAUUUUCAAGCAGCUGCAGAUCUCAGGCAAGGCGAUUCUGAUUCUGAACAGGCUGAGAAUCUUAUAGAUUCUGCUAUGAUAACGAUUGCCCAUGGCUCUUAUCCUGAAGCCUUUGCGUUACUACAACAAGCAUUGCCAAUUCAACCGGAUAAUUUCAUGAUUACGAAUAAUAUGGCCGUCUGUCUAUUAUAUAUGGGGAAAGUCAAAGAAUCGCUAGCACUGAUGGAAACCACUGUCAAAAAUAACACUCCACAACUGCUCCAAGAAAAUGUACUGCUCAACCUUAGCACGAUUUAUGAACUCGAAAACACAGAUGGUCAUAAAAAGAAUGCUUUAUUAAAGUUGAUUAGCGAGUAUAAAGGGGAUGGAAUCAAUUUGGCUUCACUAAAAAUGCCCAAUUUGAUUUAAAUCGACCAUUUGAAUAAAAUGUACAAAUGUAUAACUA